AUGAGGAGGAAAGGACGAUGUCAUCGCGGUGCUGCAGCGAGACACCCUUCCUCCCCGUGCAGUACUAAGCACUCCCCCACGCGAGAGACCCUGACCUACGCUCAGGCCCAGAGGAUGGUUGAGAUAGAGAUCGAGGGGCGCCUCCAUCGGAUCAGUAUUUUUGAUCCCCUGGAGAUCAUACUGGAAGAUGACCUCACGGCUCAAGAGAUGAGCGAAUGCAACAGCAAUAAAGAAAAUAGCGAGAGGCCACCGGUGUGCUUAAGAACUAAGCGCCACAAAAACAACCGAGUCAAAAAGAAAAACGAAGCCCUCCCCAGUGCCCACGGCACGCUGGCUUCGGCCAGCGCGCUUCCUGAGCCCAAGGUGCGGAUCGUGGAGUACAGCCCGCCGUCCGCCCCCAGGAGGCCCCCGGUGUACUACAAGUUCAUCGAGAAGUCGGCCGAGGAGCUGGACAACGAGGUGGAGUACGACAUGGACGAGGAGGAUUACGCCUGGCUGGAGAUCGUCAACGAGAAGCGCAAGGGCGACUGCGUGUCGGCCGUGUCGCAGAGCGUGUUCGAGUUCUUGAUGGACCGCUUCGAGAAGGAGUCCUACUGCGAGAACCAGAAGCAGGGGGAGCAGCAGUCCCUGAUCGACGAAGACGCCGUGUGCUGCAUCUGCAUGGACGGCGAGUGCCAGAACAGCAACGUGAUCCUCUUCUGCGACAUGUGCAACCUGGCCGUGCACCAGGAGUGCUACGGGGUGCCCUACAUCCCCGAGGGCCAGUGGCUCUGCCGACACUGCCUGCAGUCCCGGGCCCGGCCCGCCGACUGCGUGCUCUGCCCGAACAAGGGAGGUGCCUUCAAAAAGACGGACGACGACCGCUGGGGCCACGUGGUGUGCGCCCUGUGGAUCCCGGAGGUCGGCUUCGCCAACACGGUGUUCAUCGAGCCCAUCGACGGCGUGAGGAACAUCCCCCCGGCCCGGUGGAAACUGACGUGCUACCUCUGCAAGCAGAAGGGCGUGGGCGCCUGCAUCCAGUGCCACAAGGCAAACUGCUACACGGCGUUCCACGUGACGUGCGCCCAGAGGGCCGGCCUCUACAUGAAGAUGGAGCCCGUGAAGGAACUCGCGGGCGGCGCCGCGACCUUCUCUGUCAGGAAGACCGCUUACUGUGACGCCCACACGCCCCCGGGCUGUACGCGGCGGCCUCUGAACAUUUACGGGGAGGUGGAAAUGAAAAACGGUGUCUGUCGAAAAGAGAGCUCCGUCAAGACGGUCAGGUCCACGUCCAAGGUCAGGAAGAAAGCCAAAAAGGCGAAGAAGACGCUGAGUGAGCCCUGUGCGGUCCUGCCGCCCGUGUGCGCCCCGUAUAUCCCCCCUCAGAGAUUAAAUAGGAUCGCGAAUCAGGUGGCCAUUCAGCGGAAGAAGCAGUUUGUGGAGAGAGCCCACAGCUACUGGCUGCUCAAAAGGCUGUCGAGGAACGGCGCCCCCCUGCUGCGGCGACUCCAGUCCAGCCUGCAGUCCCAGAGGAGCACGCAGCAGACGAGGGGCGUCAGGUUGGCCUCCCGGGUGCUGCUGUGCACGGCAGUCUUCGAGGAUCCGGCCGGGCUCUUCUGGGCUGGCCUUGAGCGCAAGGUCCCUGUGGGCACCUUCCCGGGGACCUUCAUGGCGACCCCCUCCAGAGCCUGUUCUCACCGUCCUGAGAUCCUGGUUUGGGUGAAGGUGGAGCAGAUGGCCCUGGAGCUGCGGCUGACGCCGCUCACGGUGCUGCUGCGCUCCGUGCUGGACCAGCUGCAGGAGAAGGACCCGGCUCGGAUAUUCGCCCAGCCGGUGAGCCUGAAGGAGGUACCAGAUUAUUUGGAUCACAUUAAACAUCCCAUGGACUUUGCCACAAUGAGGAAACGGUUAGAAGCUCAAGGGUAUAGACACCUCACUGAGUUUGAGGAGGAUUUUAAUCUCAUUGUAGAUAACUGCAUGAAGUACAAUGCCAAGGACACGGUGUUUUAUAGAGCCGCCGUGAGGCUGCGCGAUCAGGGCGGUGUUGUUCUGAGGCAGGCCAGGCGCCAGGCCGACAGCAUCGGCUUCGAGGAGGCCUCGGGGAUGCACCUGCCUGAGCGGCCUGCCGCGGCCCCUCGGCGGCCUUUCUCCUGGGAAGACGUGGACAGGUUGCUGAACCCAGCCAACAGGGCCCACAUGGUCCUAGAGGAGCAGCUAAGGGAGCUGCUGGACAAGCUGGACCUCACAUGCGCCAUGAAGUCCAGCGGGUCUCGGAGCAAGCGGGCCAAGCUCCUGAAAAAGGAGAUCGCGGUCCUUCGGAACAAGCUGAGCCAGCAGCACAGCCAGCCCCCGCCCGCGGAAUCAGGUAUUGGAAGCUUUGAAGAGGAAAGUGCUCAGCUGGGGCAGGAGACGGGGGAGGAAGUCCUUCCGAGGUUGGAGACUCUUCUGCAGCCAAGAAAAAGGUCGCGGAGCACCUGCGGCGACUCCGAGGUGGAGGAGGGGUCCCCGGGAAAGCGCCUGGACACAGGGUGUCGCGGAGCGGCUGGGCCCUCGUUCGCAGCCGACCGUCCAGGGGCCUCUUUAUCCCCAGACGAGAAGCCAGACGCCGCAGUGUCCUCCAGGGGAGAAUUGAGCGAGCCGGGCAGCUCGGUCUCUGGUCACCGUGCCCACUGCUGCUGCAGCGAGCGGGAGUCCUGCCCGUGGGGCCUGGAGGUGUCCUGUGGGAGCUUCCCCUGCCACGGCUGUGUCUUCGAGGAGUUGGUCUAG
This is a messenger RNA of Puma concolor (puma), 2745 nucleotides long. The record is from RefSeq and is a predicted model, not a curated record. Lineage: Eukaryota; Metazoa; Chordata; Mammalia; Carnivora; Felidae.